Messenger RNA from Coprinopsis cinerea okayama7#130, 2110 nucleotides. RefSeq names its product vacuolar protein 8. Gene Ontology annotation, molecular function: protein-membrane adaptor activity; protein binding. The transcript is spliced from 11 exons. NCBI's taxonomy places the organism in Eukaryota, Fungi, Basidiomycota, Agaricomycetes, Agaricales, Psathyrellaceae. Gene Ontology annotation, biological process: vacuole inheritance; nucleus-vacuole junction assembly. Gene Ontology annotation, cellular component: fungal-type vacuole membrane. Bases 1 to 1860 code for a protein of 619 amino acids. The record is from RefSeq and is a predicted model, not a curated record.
AUGGGAAACAUUACCAGCUGCUGUGAUUCUUGCUUCCAGGGGCGCAGGUCGCAGUCCUAUGAACCGCUGCUGUUGGAGAACGAACGAGAAGCAGUGGCCGACCUGCUACAAUAUCUCGAGAAUCGAACCACCACAAACUUCUUCACCGGUUCACCACUUUCCGCCCUAACAACCCUUUCUUUCUCGGACAAUGUCGACCUUCAACGGAGCGCUGCAUUGGCUUUCGCAGAGAUAACCGAGAAGGAGGUUCGUCCAGUGGGCCGCGACACCCUCGAUCCCAUCCUCUUCCUCCUCAGCAGUCACGACACGGAGGUACAGCGGGCAGCUAGCGCUGCUUUGGGCAACUUGGCUGUCAACACCGAUAACAAACUUUUGAUCGUGAAACUUGGUGGUCUGGAACCCCUCAUCCGACAAAUGCUCAGCCCAAAUGUUGAAGUUCAGUGCAACGCCGUCGGCUGCGUAACAAACCUGGCAACACAUGAUGACAACAAGACUAAGAUCGCGAAGUCGGGCGCUUUGGUUCCUCUUACUCGUUUGGCGCGUUCCAAGGAUAUGCGCGUGCAACGGAACGCCACUGGCGCUUUACUCAACAUGACCCAUUCAGACGAGAACCGUCAACAACUGGUGAACGCUGGUGCCAUUCCAGUGCUCGUAAGUCUCCUCAAUUCGCCCGACACCGACGUCCAAUACUAUUGCACCACGGCGUUGAGCAAUAUCGCGGUUGACGGCUCGAAUCGGAAGAAACUUGCUCAGAGCGAACCCAAGUUGGUUGCCAGUCUGGUUGCGUUAAUGGACAGCUCCAGUUUGAAGGUCCUAAUGUCAGCGGGCCUUUGCCUUUCGCAUCUCAGCAGCGAUGAGAAGUAUCAAUUGGAGAUUGUCAAGGCUGAUGGACUUCUGCCACUGCUGAGGCUAUUGCAAUCAACCUACCUUCCUCUUAUCCUCUCUUCCGCGGCUUGUGUCCGGAAUGUCUCGAUCCACCCGCAGAACGAAUCUCCUAUCAUCGAAUCUGGCUUCCUCCAGCCGCUCAUUAAUCUCCUGUCUUUCAAAGACAACGAAGAAGUUCAGUGUCACGCCAUCUCGACACUUAGGAACCUCGCUGCCAGCAACGAGAAGAACAAGUUGGCGAUUGUAAAGGCUGGCGCAGUUCAGCAAAUCAAGGAGCUUGUCUUGGAGGUCCCAAGUAACGUUCAGAGCGAGAUGACGGCUUGCAUUGCGGUUCUCGCGUUAAGUGACGAGCUCAAGGGACAACUGCUUGAGAUGGGUAUCUGCGAAGUACUCAUUCCUUUGACCAAUUCAACCAGCACCGAAGUACAAGGAAACAGUGCGGCUGCCCUUGGAAACCUAUCGUCCAAAGAAAUUCGCACUCCUUCAGAUGAUUACAGCGCGUUCAAUGAAGUCUGGGAUAAGCCCAAUGGGGGAAUGCACCUCUACCUCCACCGGUUCCUGACCAACGCUGAUACUACGUUCCAACACAUUGCUGUCUGGACUAUCGUCCAAUUGCUAGAAUCGGGCGAUCCUCAGUUGAUUAGCAACAUCCGAAGUUCGACACUGCUCGCACCUACCAUCCGUACUCUGGCUGUCUCCCGUCCCUCGACGCCUACCUCGUCUGUUGGAACACCUCACUCCCACCACUCUCAGCAUUCGUACCAGGACACGGAUGCGGGUGAUGGCCAAGCAGAGAUCCAACUGCUUGCCAGGAGAAUCCUUGAAUUUGUCGACGGAGAUUUGGAAGGCGUUCCGUCCAGUCUUCCUGCCUCACACAUUCAACCUGGCUCCUCGAUUGGAAGCACAAAUGGGCGAGAGCACGAAGAGCUGCGACGAAGUGUCCGGGAAGCCUUCCUGCCGGGCUCCCACCGUUAAUCAUCAUUGUCUUCCUUUGGCGGGCUUUCGCGAUAGACUUUCACACUCGGACUUAUACUUUAUUCCAUUCGUUCCUUUCUUUCCUACUCAUCUUGUUGAUAUCCUGUCUGCUCUGGAGACUUACUUUGUGCGUUCUAUUUUAUUGUCUUUGUUUUUCGCUGUUGUUUGUGUUUUUUUACUGUCCUCUUUACGACCUCGUUGACGACCCUUGUGGUAGAGUAACCAUGCCUCUAUGCAACCUGAUUAGUAU